Colletotrichum lupini is the source of this 309-nucleotide messenger RNA. RefSeq lists its product as uncharacterized. Bases 1 to 309 code for a protein of 102 amino acids. Lineage: Eukaryota; Fungi; Ascomycota; Sordariomycetes; Glomerellales; Glomerellaceae. The record is from RefSeq and is a predicted model, not a curated record. The transcript is spliced from 3 exons.
AUGUCGGGGACCGAAGUAUCCAUGCAUACUGGCCCAUGCGAGCUGCCUUUUCCUACACAACCAGUCGAUCGUGGUGUAUGGGAGAAAGCCUGGCUCCGGUUAGGACAACGCCAAGGACUCAAUGAUGAAUUCGUCCGGGCCGGAUCCAUGGAAGACGGGCCGGGUGGGUUCCUCCGCACGGAGCACAAUUCUCCAACACUGGGAGCCCACCUAUCCCUACCCCGGAUUGAUCCACAAUUCCCGAGCAGGCGGAUCCAACCGCCUCCCUCCUUAGUACCACCCGGAGUCGCACUCUUCAACCAUCAAUAA